Messenger RNA from Ipomoea triloba (trilobed morning glory), 925 nucleotides. Its product is annotated as fasciclin-like arabinogalactan protein 14. The transcript is spliced from 2 exons. Bases 41 to 850 code for a protein of 269 amino acids. Gene Ontology annotation, cellular component: plasma membrane. The record is from RefSeq and is a predicted model, not a curated record. NCBI's taxonomy places the organism in Eukaryota, Viridiplantae, Streptophyta, Magnoliopsida, Solanales, Convolvulaceae.
AAAAAAACACAAAACAAUAAAACUCAAAUAAUUACUGAAAAUGGAUUUUAAAAUCGUCUUCUUUCUGGCGUCAUUCUCCUUUCUGGUGUGGAAUUCCAGAGCGUUUAAUGUCACCACCAUGCUCGACGAGUACCCGAAUUUCAGCAACUUCAACAACUACUUGACGCAGACCCAUCUCGCCGGCGAGAUCAACUCGCGCAAAACCGUUACGGUUUUAGUGGUGGAUAACGGCGGCAUGGGGGCUCUGUCGGGGAAAUCAAAUGAUGUGAUUAAGGGGGUCAUGGCGGUUCAUAUUGUUCUUGAUUACUAUGACGUUAAGAAGUUCAUGAACUUGAAGCAAAAGUCCACGAAGUUGACGACGCUUUUCCAGUCGACGGGCAUGGCUUCCAGCGAGAACGGGUUCUUGAACGCCACCGAUAUGGGCGGCAGCACGGUGGCGAUUGGCUCCGCCGCCAAGAAUUCGCAGCUGGGAUCCAAUUUGGUCAGCGCCGUGGCUCACGAGGGAUAUGACAUAUCCAUUUUGCAGAUUAGCAGUUUGGUUAUCCCGCCCGGCCUGGAUUCCAUUGCCCCGUCGUCUGCGCCGCCGUCUCCACCGCCGCGGCAUGACAAUUCUCCGGCAGCUGCACCGGCGCCGAGGAAGUUACUCCCACCUACAAACUCCCCGCCAUCUCAAUCACCACCCACACCUUCCCCACCCGGCGGUGCACCGUUGCCGGAAGAACCCGACAGCCCUGCUCUUUCACCCGAGGGGGACUCGGAAUCCUCGGCGGCUAACACAGCCCGAGAAGCUUGUUUGGGCAUUAUAAUGGCGAUAAUCUCAGCAAACCUCUUCUUCUUCUUCAUGCUAUGAUUUGAGGGCCGGAAAUGAGAGAAGUUUUUUUUUGGAUUAAUUAGCAGCUGGGCAAGAACCAGUCGGGGACGUGAA